Molecule: messenger RNA, 6846 nt
Organism: Botrytis fragariae
Lineage: Eukaryota; Fungi; Ascomycota; Leotiomycetes; Helotiales; Sclerotiniaceae
Product: putative serine threonine-protein kinase nak1 protein
Exons: 6
Coding region: 1-6846 (2281 amino acids)
Biological process (GO): protein phosphorylation
Molecular function (GO): protein kinase activity; ATP binding
Source: RefSeq, a predicted model, not a curated record
AUGGCGCCUCGGAGACCAAUUGAGCGGAAAUCUUCGCUUGCAAGGCGCUCUCAAAUAAGACACUCUGGCUACGGAAGAGGUGCAAUUGGAGCCAGCACUUUGAACCCAAGAUCGAGCGCUUCGAAUAAAGAGACGAAUGAAGAUAGAAUCGAAAAUAUUUCUGAGGCGAAUUCGUCAACAACUACGAUUGCUUCAACAAUCAAAGCGCUUUCUUUGAAGUCAACGCGCUCGAAAGAGUCCACAGUCGUUUCAUUUGGAUCUUCCUCGGUCUCUGGUGCCACAAUCGAAGGGUCUUCUGGGCCAACCCGAGAGGAAAAGGCAGCACGAAAAAAAGCAGUGAAAGCAGCGCGGAAGGAAAACAAAAAUGCCGAUCCAAAUUUCGCGUACCUUCCCAAAGGUUUGAACAACAAGAUCCGGAAUAAGGAUCCCUUGAAGGCCAAGAUCAGAAGGUUGUUCAAACCUAAAAAGAAGAAUGUCCACAAACCAAUCGAUCGAAGUCAACCAGUUGCAACUCCGAAACUCCGGUAUAGAACCGAUCAAUCCACACCAGCACCAGAGAGGUAUAUUCCUCCGAUCGCGCCGGCAAGGAAGCUGGAUGGAACAAUUGAGCUGGACAAGACGGGGGCAUACUUGGGCGGCGAGUUUCAAGUCCUCGCAGUAACACAGGAGGAACGUGACAAGCACGUUGAACAGGCGCAAUUCCAGCAUGAGCUUAGAAAGGCAACCGAACAGAGACUACGACUAGAAGGCAGAGAACAGGUGAAUGAUCCAAAAAUUGGCCGAGCACCCCCAAUAGCCCGUCGAGCGUUCAUUGAGCCUACGCUUUCAAGGCAAACGAGGAGGGAUAGACCCGAGCUGAUGCCCAUUGGCGUUAAUGAACCUCCCACUCUUACUGAAAAAGUUCCUCCGGGAUUUCUACCAGCGGAACGGGCGCAACCAUAUAUACAGAAGAAUGAUUUGGGGGAAUUUACGCAGAAUCCCCAUCAAUUGAACGACAGCGCCCAGACCUCAUUGGAGAAUUUGACGGGGCAAACUACGCCGUGCUCAUCAACAGAGAUCUUGCCGUACAAACCUCGUCACCGAAGCAAUCUCAGCUCCUCUAAAAAGCCACAUAGAAAGCAAUCGGUAACAUUUAAUGAGUCCGUUACACAGUUUACCAUUCCAGAGAAUGACUAUGAUACGUCAGAAGUUACCGAAAUAGCCAGCGACGAGACUAUUCGCAAUAUCGCCUUGACUGGAACUGUUGCUGAUCACAGUCGAUCAUCAGAGGCACAGGUUGAUCCAACAAAAUCAUGGAGUUCGGCUGGAAAUAACUCGAGGGUAAAAUCCAAAAGAUCUGGUAUUUCAAAAACAUUGGACGACACAUCCAAAGCUCUUAGUGAAGAUAGCGUAAAGAAAGAAAGCUUGAGUGUUCGAAAUUCGCGUGUGAACAAUUUCCUUAAACACGCUAGCUCAACUCCCGAAUUUCGCCCUGCUUCCUAUGAUACAAUCACAAAUUUCCUACUUGCUUCGAAUACGCCGGCGCCGCCAAUUCCCACAAAGUCACCAUUGAGAAAUUUAUCUCAGCCAAAUUUGCUUCCUGCCAUUAAUACGUUAAAUGCGUCGAAUUCACACAAUUUCAUUGCACAUAAUCAAUCACUACUUGCCCAAUAUCGCAUUGAGUUAAAGCAACUGACCGAGGCGCACGGGGAGAAGAUGGAGUUCUUGAAGAAGAAGAAACAAGAACAUCGCAAGAAAUAUGGUGAUCUCAAAAAUCAGGAUGAUCCUGGCGAAUCCACUGCGAAGCCACAGUCCAAGUUAAGAUCCAGAAUCUCUAACCUGUUCAAAUCUUUAGAAAAGUCAGCAGGAGCCACCGAGGAGGAAGGAAUUCUUGAUAACGUUGUCACAUCAUUUGAGGAUCCAGGAGAAGAUUGGGUUUAUGAUCCCUUGGGUUUAAUUGCCGGUCAAUACAUUGCUCCCCUCGAUUAUCAUCGUUGCGGGUACAACACACCAGGUGUCAAUCACACGUUAAGGGAGGAACAAGAAGAUCAUACUGAUACCGGUGCAUUGUCAUUUACUCCUGAUCAGGUUACGCCACAGGAGGAGCACAACCCCAAUCUUGUAACAAGCACAAGCGGCGGCUAUACCUCGGAUUCAAGGUCUGAGAGUGAGGAUACACCAAAGGACGACGUUGAAAAGUCAACCUCAAAACCAUACUACGAGGCUCUGACCCCCUUGCAAAAGAUUGAUUACGAUUACAGUUAUACUGAACCAACACCUGAAUUCCUUGCUACCGAGUCUGACAAGACUGCGGAAAAGCGUAGGCAGAGGGAAAUUGAAGCAUCGGUGCGAGCCAACGAAGCGGUCCUGCUAGCACAUGAAGCUGUACUACGAGAUUUUGAUAACUCUCCACUUGCAGCUGGAUUCCAUAGUACAAGAAAACCCAGCAGCGGAAGUAGUACAACAGACGACGCGACAAACAGUGCAAACACUUCUUCUCACGUGACUACAAACGCACCGCCGGUUACCCAAGAAGAACGUGGCUCAAAUUUACCAAAACCUCAAAAAAAAGAAUUCACGGCUUCGGAAGGUGCGAAGAAACCUAAAUUCCAAGAGAGGCCAAAUUAUUUGCUUUCUCGCGGUUACUCGACCGAAUCCUCAACGCAAGAACCGGAGAAUUUACUUCCGACAGCGAGAACUUUACAACAACCCCCAACUUCCACCACCCCCUCUUUAGGAAAUAAUAAUUUCGGUGGUGCUUGUAAAUUGCGCGAGUCUCGAGGUUCAUUUGGUUUCAAGAGUCAAAAUUCAUCUAUACGCAGUCUUCAAAUUUCAAGAACUACAGAAACUCAGAAAUCUAGUGAAACUGCCCGACGCUCAAGCAAACAAUUUACUACCCCUCAACAAGCUGAGACUGUAACAAAUCGGCAUUCACGACGCGUUUCAUCAGCUUCUUCUGUUAGUAGACAAUAUUUUAGGGAAGAAUCCGAAAAGUGGAUCAAUUGUGAUACGCUCGCUGAAAACGCUGCCGAAGAUAGUGAUCUGGAGGAUAGUUACCGUGCUUAUUUCCGGAGCUCAAAGUCCAAGAAACUUUCUCAAGAUCACACAUUAACAGACGACGCUCAAGUUGCUGCUAACCUCGAGCGGGCACAAGCACGCAGAGAAGAGCGAAGGGAAGCUCGUAAAGCUCUCCAAGAGUCUCUAGCUCGCCCAGCUUAUCCAGCUCAAUCUGAAGAGGAUCAAAAGAGAGAGGCAGAGAAGGAAGCAGAAAAGCAAGCCAAGUUUGAGCGCCCACUCACGCUUCGUCGACCAGAUCAUAAUCCAGUCGGUACCGCUCGUCUCAGAUACUUGCUCUUGAGUGGCAGAGAUCGAAACAGUCUUGAAGAGCAAGAAUUUGUAACCCUUUGCGCGACACGCUAUCCAGACGGUAGUCUUCGUCACGAACCGAGAUCAGAAGAAGUUCAAGCUGUAAAGUCUGAACUCUCUAUUCCGCGUCCAUCUCUUAAUCGUCGUCUAGACUAUAAUUCAGACAUUGCCACUUCUAAUCUUUCAACAUUCGGUACUGUCAGACAACUGCAAGCUCCUAGUUCAAUCAAUCCUGUCAAGAAAUCGCACUCUCUAGUUGCACCUGAUUCUGUCGAACACGAUAAAUUGCGCGUGGACAGACUUCAAAGUGAUCGCAACAUCUCCACCGGCUCUCCAGUUUCCAGAGGCGCCAGUACUUUUGGCUUCAAUUCGUCUAUUAACGCUCCUCAACAAGAUUGGACGGCUCAAGCAACUCAGGCGGCAUAUCGCUCCCAGAUACCUCAACUUAGAAGUUUUCAGAGAGAGCUCCAAACACCGUCUCCUUCGGCACAAAGCUAUAGAGCUCAAUCGCCUCUUUCUGUAUUCCGACCCCGCGGAACUGGUCGCGAGACAAUUCAUCCGCCACCCAAGAACCGCUUACAAACUCGCGUCCUCGACAGAUUUCCUCCUCUUCCCGUCAAACAACUCCUACACCACGUGAUUUGCCAAAGACAUCAGUCCUCCCAAGUAUCUGCAGACAGACAAGGAAACUCUUCUGCAUCUCGUCUUCCAGUUCCAGGAACAAACGUUGCACCUGGAAGUCCAAAUAUACCUCAUUCGCAGCUUUCUUUUUUAGACGUUAGCCUCGUAGCUUUGGGAGCCCAUUUUGCCGAAAUGGACAAGCUCCAAGUCAGAAACUCCGAACCAGUUUCGGUCAAGACAAAAGCUAUCGAGGAUGCACGGCUCAUGCAAGCUUCAGUUAUUGAGGCAGCAACUAAAUCAGGAAAGGAACCACCUAAAUAUGCGUUGAUAGAAUUAAUCGGAAAGGGAAGUUUUGGACGUGUUUAUAAAGGAAAGGACAUGGUAUCGGCUGCUAUUGUGGCUGUGAAGAUCAUCGACAUUGAGGAGAGCGAUACGAUCAACCCAAAGAAUGCCAAUUCUUAUGCCGAAUUCUUGAAAGAAAUCACCGCUCUAAAGACUCUGAGUGAAAACAAAGCUCGGAAUAUCAAUCACGUCAUCGAAGCAUUACCAGUUGGACAAGCCAUGUGGAUGAUUACAGAAUACUGUGGCGGAGGAAGUGUUGCUACGCUUAUGAAACCUACCGCUCCCGGAGGCUUACAAGAAAAAUGGAUCAUACCGAUACUUCGCGAGGUCGCCGAGGCUAUUAAAUGGGUACACGAGGCUGGCAUCAUACAUCGAGAUAUCAAGUGUGCCAACGUUCUUAUUACUGAAGAAGGUGCAGUUCAACUUUGCGACUUUGGUGUUGCAGGAACCAUGGAAACAAAGGUUGACAAGAGAUCUACCGUCAUUGGCACACCACAUUGGAUGGCACCAGAGUUAUUUGACGCUGUCCCCAGCUAUGGUAAAGAAGUUGAUAUAUGGGCUUUCGGUUGUAUGGCUUAUGAGAUCUCCACUGGUCUUCCGCCUAAUGCCAUGAGUCGACUUCCAUUCGAUCGACUUGGCUCUCUUAUAAAGCAGCAUGCUCCACGACUUGAGGGGGGCGAUUAUUCUGACGAAUUGAGAGACCUCGUUGCCUUCUGCUUGGAAGAAUUCCCAAGUGAGCGUCCUUCCAUUGACCGAGUUCAGAAUCAUCAUUACAUUCUCAACACUAGUUCAAAAUAUCCAAUGUCCUCACUUUCUCAUCUCGUCAGGGCAUUCAAGUUGUGGGAAGAUCAUGGGGGAAGCAGAAAAUCUUUAUUUAUGUUAGGUGGAGCGCAAGCACCCUCGGAGUUUUCCUCAACAGCAUUGUCCGAUGAUGAGUGGAACUUCAGUACAACUGCUGCAUUUGAACAAGACGUUAGACGCAAAUCAACUGCUCAAGAUGUUUACGAUGUGUAUGGCUCGGGUGUUGAAUUUGAUGCUGGCUUCCCUCAAGAGACUGCCCAAAGGACGACGCCGUCCCCCCCAGAGGCCCUAGCACCAUCUCGUGGUCCCCUGGAGAAGAUAUUUGACCCAAACACACUAACAAGCUAUGAGGAUAAUGUUCGCAAUCAUUAUGGCCGGCCGUACCUUCCACCAACUUCAGACCUACCACCUGUUCCAUCUCGUUCCGACUUACCUUUACGUGAUGAUACAGCGCAAACAUCUAUCAGGGAUACCAUGAUUGAUCUUGGAGGACAUGAUGCCGAGACAGGUAUAUCUGUAUUCCCAGAUAUGGAUACUAUCAAAGCUGGAAGACGUGUACGAGAGGAACCCGAUGAAGAUUAUAUGACCACAUUGCCCGAUUUCAGUCGGCCAGCACUUAGCGAUCCAGCUGAUAUAAAUCCAAAUCGACGUACGCGAGAAUGGAAAUUUCCUGCAAUGGUACCGCCUGCGUCAGCAGAUCCAGAAGUAUCUAGAUUUCCCCCUUCAACUUAUGAAGUUCCAAAACCAGCAUUCACUCCAGGCAUCGGUAGUCGUCCUGGUUUGAUUCAUCAUCCAACCGAGCCUCUAGGUGGAUUCAGUGGUGGACUUCCACCUGCAGAAAUCCACAGUGGGAUGCCUCGUUUAUCCUUCCGCGAAUCUCUCAUUGAUCUAGAUAUGAGCAUGCCGGAUCCAGUACCAGCUUUCAAUCCCGACUUUGGUCGACCAUCAACAGCAGAUUCUGAUGCUAUUUCCAUUAUAAGCGAUUCUGGACAAGCCUUGUCGUCUUCUACGGUCAAUCCAUUUGAACUCGAACGUCAUGCUUCACUUUAUCAACCUACCUCUCAUUCCCGUGAACCUUCUCUUUAUACUCCUUCUCACUCCCGCGAACCCUCUUUAUUUGUGCCUUCCCACGAGCGUGAGCCUUCCAUAUAUGCCGUUACUCACGAGCGCGAGCCUUCUCUUUACGCCCCAUCUCAUGAGCGCGAGCCUUCUAUCUAUGCUACAUCUCAUGAGCGCGAGCCUUCUAUCUAUGUUACAGAAGAAAUGGGAGCAUUCCCAACUUCUGCUACGCCUCCUCGUCCUGAAAGUACAUCACGUUCACUUCGCGCAGAUCGUCCACCUCGUCUUCGUACUGGUAAUGCUCUUCGCGACAUUGCCGAUAUAUCAGACUUUUCGGAUUCAGCUGCUGAGAGUACUAUGGGUUACAAUACAGAUACCAAUGAUACAGACUCAGACUACGCAACCGCUUCGACCCAACCACCUCCAAUGUCUGCUCUUUCGCGCGAUCCAAAUGCUCCAUAUACCAUGGCACAUUUCCCAAAUCUACCCAAUGCUCCUUCGGUUCGUGCUUUGACAGGAGAAGCAGCGCAUGAAGAAAUGGCUUUCGAAAUGUCAAGAAUGUUACGUGGUUUGACUGGACAACUCGAGGCUUUUCGCGAUGUUUAUGGUUCUGAAGAUCUGGCUCGGAGAUCUAACCAGAGACGUGAACGAAGAGAUAAUGGGGAAAAUGGUGUUUAG